UAGAUACAAAUCUAUGGCAUGCCUGUGCUGGAUCCAUGGUUCAAAUCCCACCAUUGAAUUCCAAAGUCUACUAUUUUCCUCAAGGCCAUGCUGACCACUCUCGCUCUCCUCUGGAUUUCUCAUAUUCUCCUCAAAUCCCAUCUCUUGUUCUUUGCCGAGUAGCCUCAGUCAAAUUCUUGGCGGAUACUGAAACUGAUCAAGUAUAUGCCAAAAUCAUCCUUAUUCCAUUACCAAACCAUGAGCUCGAUGUUGGAGACGAUGAUGCGGUUUUAGGUGGGGGUGGAUUUUCAGUUCCAAGAUACUGUGCUGAGACCAUUUUCCCAAGGUUGGAUUACACUUUAGAUCCUCCAGUUCAAACUCUCAUAGCCAAGGAUGUUCGUGGUCAGACAUGGAAGUUUAGACAUAUUUAUAGGGGAACUCCUAGGAGGCAUCUAUUCACUAGUGGGUGGAGUAGUUUUGUGAACCAUAAAAAGCUUGUUGCUGGGGACUCCAUUGUGUUCUUGAGAGCUGAGAACGGUGAUCUUUGCCUUGGGAUCAGGCGAGCCAAGCGUGGGACUGAGAUUGGUUAUUGUGUUAGGUCUUAUGGAGGAGCUUCAGCUUUCUUGAAGGAGGAUGAGAGUAAGAUAAUGGGAAAUAGGGGUUUGGGUUUUGGUGGGAAUGGAAAAGUGAGGCCAGAGGCUGUUCUGGCAGCGGUUGCCGUCAGUCGCCGACAGCCUUUUGAGGUUGUUUAUUAUCCAAGAGCAAGCACACUAGAGUUUUGUGUCAAGGCAUCUGCAGUGAAGGCAGCAAUGAAGAUUCCUUGGUGUCGUGGUAUGAGGUUCAAGAUGGCUGCUGAGACUGAGGAUUCUUCUAGGAUUAGCUGGUUCAAGGGGACUGUAUCUGCCGUUCAAGUUGUGGAUCCUAUCCGAUGGCCGAAUUCACCUUGGCGACUUCUGCAGGUGGCAUGGGAUGAACCGGAUUUAUUGCAAAAUGUUAAGCGUGUAAGUCCAUGGUUGGUUGAAUUGACAACAAACACGCCCACUCUCCACCUUUCACCACCGAGGAAGAGGUUGCGGCUCCCUCAACACCUCAACUUUCCCCUUGAUGGACUUUUGAUGCCAAGCAGCCCUGUAUCUGAUAAUGCUCCUGGGAUACAGGGAGCCAGGCAUGUUCAAUUCGGAUUAGCUUUAUCGGAUCUCCAUCAUAAAAGCAAACUGCAUUCAGGACUGUUUCUGUCCAAUUUCCACCAGUCUGAUCCGCACAAUAGAAUUUACAAUAGGCGCACAAACAGUCAUGAUAAUGAAUCUUGCUUUUUAACGACGGGGAACUCUAAUCAUCAGGAGAAAUCUGAUAAUGUGAAGAAACCCCAGUUUUUACUCUUUGGUCAGCCCAUAUUUACCCAGCAGCAGCUGUUUCAGAGCUGUUCAAAUGUAGCUGUCUCACAAGUUAUGAGUGGAAACAGUUCAUUAGAUGGUAAUGCAGAGAGAAGAAAAGAUUGUUCCAAUGGUUCGGGAUCUGUUCUGGUGAACCAAUCCUGUCCAGAGAAGUCAACUAGUGCUAGAUUUUUGUGGCACCGGUACAAUCCAACUGCAGAAUCCAGCCCGGAUUGCAAGGUAUUGUUGGAGUCGGAGGAUGUUGGCAGAUCCCUUCAACUCUCGGUUCCUGCUUCUUACAAUAUGUUUGGAAUAGAAAGAUUAAACAUGCCGGGGCAUGUGCUGUAUCCGGCUGCUGUCAAACAAACUGGAGAUGAACCGCCGUACAGGUGAGGUCAGGGCUCACCGGUGCUGGAAACGGAUUCAAAUGGCAGGAAAAGACAGGUCCUUGAAGCAAAUUUGCAUGAUGUUGGAAAAACAACAUGAAUGGAAGUGUUGUAUAGGCUUCCUCAUUUGUGUAAAUUAUGAGAACAACAUUCAAGGCCCUUAUAAUUUGUUGGAUAUUAUCAGUUGAUGUAA
Hibiscus syriacus is the source of this 1931-nucleotide messenger RNA. Its product is annotated as auxin response factor 10-like. The record is from RefSeq and is a predicted model, not a curated record. Gene Ontology annotation, cellular component: nucleus. Gene Ontology annotation, biological process: response to hormone; regulation of DNA-templated transcription. The transcript is spliced from 4 exons. Gene Ontology annotation, molecular function: DNA binding. The coding region runs from base 36 to 1745 and encodes 569 amino acids. Lineage: Eukaryota; Viridiplantae; Streptophyta; Magnoliopsida; Malvales; Malvaceae.